Penicillium expansum is the source of this 1539-nucleotide messenger RNA. RefSeq names its product alpha-ketoacid dehydrogenase kinase family protein. Bases 1 to 1539 code for a protein of 512 amino acids. The transcript has 6 exons. The record is from RefSeq and is a predicted model, not a curated record. Lineage: Eukaryota; Fungi; Ascomycota; Eurotiomycetes; Eurotiales; Aspergillaceae. Gene Ontology annotation, molecular function: pyruvate dehydrogenase (acetyl-transferring) kinase activity. Gene Ontology annotation, cellular component: mitochondrion. Gene Ontology annotation, biological process: protein phosphorylation; regulation of glucose metabolic process.
AUGCCUCUUUACAAUAUCACUCUAAAGACCAACGCUCCCACCGAGGAGUUGGAAAAGGCUAAGGAAACAGCUAGGGAGAAGGGCGGCGUCAUCAAACAUGAAUACAGCAUCAUAAAAGGCUUCACUGUCGAGUUCCCCGAUGACACCGUCCAAACCUUCGAAUCCACUGAAUAUGUCCAUGUUGAGCAGGACGGCGCAGUGACUACUACCUGCCGGAGCCUUCCGAUUGCGCGACCUCGUAUUCUUCGUCAAUCGUCCACGCAGAGUCAAAAUUGGACCGGUCGUCCACUUGAUGUCGCCAAAGACAAUGUCGCGCAGCUGGCUGCGAGUCCCCGUCGGCCGUUGACACUUGCAGAUCUACUCAAACAUGGCCGCCCACCAUUGAACAAAGAGGCUCUUUUAGCCUCUGCCAACUUCACUCUAUCCCUCCUCCCCGCCCGACUAGCUUCUCGCAUUCAAGCAUUACGAAACCUCCCAUUCAUCGUCGUCUCAAACCCUCAUGUCUCCAAAAUCUACCACAAUUACCUCCAUUCUCUAUCGACCCUCAUACCAUAUCAACAGCGCCGCAUCACGACCCUCGAAGAAGAGAAACAGUUCGGGGAUGUACUGGCAGACCUCGUACACACGCAUACAAAUACAAUCCCCGUGCUUGCCCGCGGGUUUCUAGAGUGCAGGAAAUAUGUCAGCCCGGCCGACGUGACGAGCUUCUUGGACACGCAUCUACGGGCGCGUAUCGGUACGCGCUUGAUCGCGGAGCAACAUCUAGCACUUCAUUAUGCCUCCCAGCCCAUCAGCGAUGACCCACCCGAUAGCGCCGACGCGCCUGCGCCCAAGAACUCGAUUCCAUCAAACUAUAUAGGCGUAAUUGACACGGCUUUGCAGCCGGCACGCAUCAUCCGGCAAUGCGAGGAUUUCGUUGGAGAAAUCUGUGAGCUUAAGUACGGAGUGCGACCGCGUUUGAACAUUGGAGGUGAGCCUGAGGCCACCUUUGCUCACAUCCCUGUACAUGUGGAGUACAUUAUCACCGAGUUAUUGAAGAACGCAUUCCGGGCAACUAUUGAAAAUGGAAAUGAGCGUGAGCCCAUCGAGGUGACGAUCGCUGCUGCUCCAGAUGUCCCCGGAAAUGCGCCGGCGGUCCCGGGGGAUACCGAUGCUGGCUUUGAGCUUGAUUCGGAGCUUGCCAGUGCCAAUGAGAAUGAAAACAUUGGAUACUCGGCUCCGUCGUCUCAGAGUAUCACAAUCCGUAUCCGUGACCGUGGUGGUGGUAUUCCGCCUGAGGUUCUGCCCCAUAUCUGGUCGUAUAGCUUUACGACUUUCUCCGAUAUAGACCUCCAGGGCUCGGAGAACGGCAAUAUGGAUGCUUUAAACACCAUAUCUGCUAGCGGUGGCCAGGUCAGCAGUAUUGCAGGUCUUGGUUAUGGGCUGCCUCUCGGCCGAGCCUACGCUGAGUACUUUGGUGGUAGCAUUGCGGUGCAAAGUCUGUGGGGAUGGGGGACAGAUGUUUAUUUGACGCUGCAGGGAGUUGGAAGAAUCGAUUGA